AUGCACAUCGACCUCACCAAACUGUGGAUUGGAUACCCGGAAAUCCAUCGUCACAUGACUCUUCAUCUAAAGCUCUUUUUCAUAUUUCAGAUUGCAUACUGGUUGCAUCAGUUCCCAGAAUUCUAUUUUCAAAAGACACGCAAAGAUGAAAUGCAGCCGCGAACACUGUAUUCGCUUAUCUUUCUUUUCUUUACUGUUGUUGCAUAUGCUUUAAACUUCAACAGACUGGCUUUGGCCCUUCUGUUCCUGGAAUAUGUGUCGCAGAGUGUUUUUCAUCUCAUACGCCUUUUUCAUUUCGCUGAGAAAUGGAGCAUCGCAAAAACAGGAAUUCGAGCUGAGCAUAGCGAAUGUAUUAAGCCUUCCGUCUAUCAUCCAGAAGUAGAGCGGAAAAUUCAGCUUUUGUGCACCAGAAUUCCCGCAUUUUUUUGUGGUGAUUUGUGCAAAUUUAGAUUUAAAGCAUGGAACGUUGUUUUUGUACUGGUGCGUUUAGCAAGCGCGGUGUUGGCUGUGCUCACUUUGUGGUACGGUCUUCGAUCUAACGAAACACCUUACAUGGAUCCAGUCAAUGGAAAUUUCAAUACCGCUUUCAUCCGGUUAAAGAUUUUAUUGUGUAGCUCAUCUACAGAGUUGAACAGCCUGUUGUGCGUUUUGGCACUGCAGCUGUAUAUGUUAUGGAAUUUCGUACUGUUUCACGUGCGUCGCUACAGGGAGAAACAUAGCAAAGUUAAGGUGGAUAAACAGUUCAAAAUUCAGCAAAAGAGAAGGAAACAUGCGAGCGACGACGUGAGUUGUUCUUUACGGUUCAGGCUUGAAGAGAGUAGCGAUGCACCCUAUUUUCGUUUUGGCCCAAAUUUUAAAUUAAACAAAUAA
Messenger RNA from Gongylonema pulchrum, 870 nucleotides. The record is from the annotation of a GenBank genome assembly. Lineage: Eukaryota; Metazoa; Nematoda; Chromadorea; Rhabditida; Gongylonematidae.